AAUUUCCCGGGUUGGGUGGAUUGAAAAAUGAAUCGACGCGGAUAUGGCUCGCUUUGCAAAUAUAGACAGAUUUUGAAGCAUGUUCGGAUUGAACUAUCAGUUUCUCUUUACUUCAUAGCAGAGAUAGAUUCGAGAAUGUCUUCUUAUAGUCACGAGUCUCUUAGCACCAGUAACAAAGCACGCCAUCGCACUAUGAUGGACGACUAUUCUCAGAAUGAUAACAACUGUUCCUCAACUCCGGCAUCUUUAGCUACAUAUCAAACAUAUUAUCCUAAUUUCGAGAAUUCUCAACCACUAAUGUAUCUCCCUGUAACAAUAGAAGAAGGUGUCUUGCGUCCCUUUACAGGAGAAGUUGGUGGAGUACAAAUGCCUUCGUAUAAUGGAUUCCCUCUAGUGUGGGGUAUUCGCUACAAUAGUGACGGUAGUAAUAUAAACUCGCAUGAUAGAAGCAAUUACCACACUCCUGUUGAGUCAUUUGUGCCCGCACAUAUGACCAACACUACUAGAAGAACAACAUAUCAUCAUUUUCCUACGACAGGACAAAUUCCUCUGGGAUGGUUGCCUCAACAAUUUUCAAGGAACAGCUACACACAGGCAGCAACCUAUGGGAGACAAACGGGAAGAAGAAUGAAACCUCGUAACCGUUUUCAAGGAACUAGCGUUGGUUGGAAAGAGGGGGAAGUUUCCUUUGAGCAAAUGGAUUCUUGUGAUUCUACUGUGAUAGAAUUGAGAAGGGUUCUUUCUACACACGAACAAAACACACUUAGUUUUUUUGGUAGCGAAAUAGACAAAAGACGAGUACACCGGUUUUUAGUUGAAGACCACAUUUUGAAGAACGCUCUCGUUCAACAUUUGCGACAAUCUGAAGGUUUGAAACAUUCUUGUGACGAAAUUUUACUUGCCAUCUUUGCCUUGUUUUUUUCGUCGAUAGAUGCCAAGCCUCUGGUAGACGAGUGUAUGAACUUUUUGAACAAAGUCUCACGAGGCUCUGGUAUGCAAGCCUUACUCGUCGAGAAACUGGAUUUGUACGUCAGUUGUUUAUAUGAUCACUUUGAAAGGGUAAAACGAAUCCUAAGUAACAACUUAUUGGAGAAGAAGAGAAGUAGUUUUAUUGAGAAGAGCAGCAACCCUUUGAAAGCGCAAUUAUCGAGCUUCCAAUACUUUCAAGGGAAGACGUUGUCAUUCUUUUAUUGUCGCCAAGAAUUGUACCACAUUCAAAAAAAUCUAGUUGAACUAAAGGAAUCUCUUCGAUACUUUAAGAAUGAAGUUUUGUCUCGAAAUGUUAAAGAUAGUUUGAUAGAAACUCAGAGAAUGAAGGUUUUCUUAGAAAGCUUUCAUUCCAAAUUGGAGCAAGAGGUUUCACUCAAUUUGCUUUCUGAAUGUGAAAGCAAGUUGAAUGUAUAUAUAAGGGAAUUGUUUAAGGCUGCUCACACUAUCUUUACUCAUCUGAAAGCAUUGGUCAACUCUGAUUGGGAAUAUUUGAGAGACUGCAAGGAUAACUUCCAACGACAGGCAUCAAAGUUGGAAUCCUUUUCCCAGUUGAGUAAACGCUAUGCUGCUGCCAAAGAGGUGGCCAAGGAGGUGAGUCGCUUAAUUGAGACAAAAGAACAUCGUUGUCAGAAGAUAUUGGAAGAACGAGUGAGAAUAAAAGAGUUGAAUACUUCGUUGGCAAAGAUAUUGAAAAUAUAUGGGCGAGAAAACCUGACAAGGGAACUGUUAAGGGAAACGAGUUCAUUAUUGAAAGUGCAACGUAGUAUCGAUAUUGGACUUGAACAACUAUUUUCGAUAUCAUUUGGAGAGGUUUUGGAUUUGAUACGAAUGUGUCUUGAGGACUCUGGAAAGAGGUCCAAUCGAAAGUUUGCAAGAUUUAGUUUGAAUCUGCCAGCUUCUGUUGUUAUUGUGGAGCCUACAGUUACUCCCAAAUCUGGUGUAAGUUUAGAUAUUGUGAGUCCUCGACAACGUCAUCAUCGCAUGAAAUCCAAUCCAGAUGCACUGUUGCAUGUGGAUCGUCUGUCGCCUUCGCCUGGUUGUAAUCAGAUAGAUAAAGCUAACCCAACGCCUGAUACAGACAGCAUUUCCUUUAGUCAAGUUAGUAACAAUUCCAUGAGAAGUUUUGAAGAGGAGAAUGUUCCUUUGAUGAAAAAUCAACACGACAGUAGUUGCUAUGGUGAGCAAGUGGAUGAUGAACAUUUUUCACAAUUUUCCACACCCAAGAAAGAAACCAGUAAGGGUUUGGAAUAUGCUAUUCGAACGUUGAAUCUUCGAAGAGUUGAAGGUCAUGAAACUGCUUCAACAGCAAAUAGUUCUGGUUGUUAUUAUGAUGGUACAUUUCGUAAAUGUCAUUCUACAGCUAGCACUCCCAGAAGAGAAGAUUCCAAAGACUUAUCGAUGUUGAAGAAAACCAAAACGACCACUGUAGCUUCACCAAAGAUUCAUGUGCAACCGACCACCAUUCCAUUUCAUCAUCGUAGCCAGCGAUCGCAAAGCUUUGAUGAUAUUAUUGUGUUAUAAACUUCGUAAUUUGAAAUCCUG
Molecule: messenger RNA, 2532 nt
Organism: Galdieria sulphuraria
Lineage: Eukaryota; Rhodophyta; Bangiophyceae; Galdieriales; Galdieriaceae
Exons: 3
Coding region: 28-2511 (827 amino acids)
Source: RefSeq, a predicted model, not a curated record